AUGCAGCCAGGAGCCACGACAUGUACAGAGGACCGCAUCCAGCAUGCCCUGGAGCGCUGCCUGCACGGACUCAGCCUCGGCCGCCACUCCACAUCCUGGUCAGCUGGGCUGUGUCUGAACUGCUGGAGCCUGCAGGAACUGGUCAGCAGGGACCCGGGCCACUUCCUUAUCCUCCUUGAGCAGAUCCUGAAGAAAACCCGAGAGGUCCAGGAGAAGGGCACCUAUGACCUGCUUGCACCUCUGGCCUUGCUUUUCUACUCCACUGUCCUCUGCACACCACACUUCCCACCAGACUCAGAUCUUCUUCUAAAGGCAGCCAGAACCUACCACCGAUUCCUGACCUGGCCUGUUCCCUACUGCAGCAUCUACCAGGAACUGCUCACUUUCAUCGAUGCUGAACUCAAGGCCCCAGGAAUCUCCUACCAGCGCCUGGUGAGGGCUGAGCAGGGCCUGCCCAUCAGGAGUCACCGCAGUUCCACCGUCACUGUGCUACUGCUAAACCCAGUGGAGGUGCAGGCCGAGUUCCUUGCUGUGGCCGACAAGCUGAGCACACCCGGACACUCACCCCACAGUGCCUACACCACCCUGCUCCUGCAUGCCUUCCAGGCCACGUUUGGGGCCCACUGUGAUCUCCCAGGCCUGCACUGCAGGCUGCAGUCCAAGACCCUGGCAGAGCUUGAGGACAUCUUCGCAGAGACUGCAGAGGCACAGGAGCUGGCAUCUGGUAUCGGGGAUGUAGCAGAGGCCCGGCAGUGGCUCAGGACCAAGCUGCAGGCAGUGGGAGAAAAAGCUGGCUUCUCUGGAGUAUUAGACACUGCAAAACCCGGGAAACUCCGAACCAUCCCCAUCCCUGUUGCCAGGUGCUACACCUACAGCUGGAACCAGGACAGCUUUGACAUUCUGCAGGAAAUCCUGCUCAAGGAACAGGAGCUGCUCCAGCCAGGGAUCCUGGGGGACGAUGAAGAGGAGGAGGAAGAGGAGGAGGAGGACUUGGAAACUGACGGGCAUUGUGCAGAGAGGGACUCACUGCUCUCCAUGAACUCUGUGAUGUCCCAUGACUCUACCCUGUCCUUUGCCUCCUCCCAGGCCUCAGGGCCAUCCCUCUCUCGCCAGUUACUGACCUCCUUUGUCUCAGGCCUUUCGGAUGGCAUGGACAGUGGCUACGUGGAGGACAGCGAGGAGAGCUCCUCUGAGUGGCCUAAGAGGCCUGGCAGCCAGGAACGCCGGGGUCACCGCAGGCCCGGGCAGAAGUUCAACAGGAUCUAUAAACUCUUUAAAAGUACCAGCCAGCUGGUACUGCGGAGGGACUCUCGGGGCCUGGAGGGCAGCUCGGACAAGGCCCUGCCCCUGCGGCGGGCGGAGAGCCUCUGCAGCCCCCUGGACAACUUGGCACUGCCCCCCUCCCGUGCCCAGCGCUCCCGCUCCCUGCCCCAGCCCAAGCUCAGCACCCAGCUGCCCAGCUGGCUCCUAGCCCCUGCCUCACGCCCUCAGCGCCGCCGUCCCUUCCUCAGUGGGGACGAGGACCCCAAGGCUUCCACACUACGUGUUGUGGUCUUUGGCUCCGAUCGGAUUUCAGGGAAGGUGGCUCGGGCCUAUAGCAACCUUCGACGGCUGGAAAACAAUCGCCCACUCCUCACACGGUUCUUCAAGCUUCAGUUCUUCUACGUGCCUGUGAAGCGAAAUCGUGGGACCAGCUCUGGUGCCUGUCCAGCCCCCCCGAGCCAGACGCCCCCACUCCCCACGGACUCCCCAAAGCACCCCAGCCCUGCAGAGCUGCGCACUGCCCCAUGGGAGGAGAGCACCAACGACAUCUCCCACUACCUUGGCAUGCUUGACCCCUGGUAUGAGCGCAACGUGCUGGGCCUCAUGCACCUGCCCCCUGAAGUCCUGUGCCAGCAGUCCCUGAAGGUUGAAUCCCGGCCCCUGGAGGGCUCCCCUGCUCAGCUGCCCAUCCUGGCCGACAUGUUGCUCUACUACUGCCGCUUCGCCGCCCGGCCGGUGCUUCUGCAGGUCUAUCAGACAGAGCUGACCUUCGUCACCGGGGAGAAGACGACAGAGAUCUUCAUCCACUCCCUGGAGCUGGGCCACUCUGCUGCGACACGCGCCAUCAAGGCUUCGGGUCCUGGCAGCAAGCGGCUGGGCAUCGAUGGCGACCGGGAGGCCGUCCCUCUGACACUACAGAUUAUUUACAGCAAGGGGGCGAUCAGUGGACGAAGUCGCUGGAGCAACCUGGAGAAGGUCUGUACCUCCGUCAACCUCCACAAGGCCUGCCGGAAGCAGGAGGAGCUGGACUCUGGCACGGAGGCCCUGAUGCUAAACUUGACAGAAGUGGUGAAAAGGCAGAACCCCAAAUCCAAGAAGGGCUUCAACCAGAUUAGCACAUCACAGAUCAAAGUGGACAAGGUGCAGAUUAUUGGCACCAACAGCUGCCCCUUUGCCGUGUGUCUGGACCAGGACGAGAGAAAGAUCCUGCAGAGCGUGGUUAGGUGUGAGGUCUCACCCUGCUACAAGCCAGAGAAGAGCAGCCUCUGCCCACCAUCCCAGAGGUCUCCCAACUCGCCGGCCAAGGCUGCGCCCGACCUCUGCUCCCUCCUCUGCCUGCCCAUCAUGACUUUCAGUGGAGCUCUGCCCUAGCACGGCCCUGGUGCCAGACUGGACAGGAAGCCUGGGCCAGC
Molecule: messenger RNA, 2675 nt
Organism: Cynocephalus volans (Philippine flying lemur)
Lineage: Eukaryota; Metazoa; Chordata; Mammalia; Dermoptera; Cynocephalidae
Gene: PIK3R5
Product: phosphoinositide-3-kinase regulatory subunit 5
Exons: 18
Coding region: 1-2634 (877 amino acids)
Biological process (GO): positive regulation of MAP kinase activity; G protein-coupled receptor signaling pathway
Cellular component (GO): phosphatidylinositol 3-kinase complex, class IB
Molecular function (GO): 1-phosphatidylinositol-3-kinase regulator activity
Source: RefSeq, a predicted model, not a curated record